CCCUUUAAGAUAUUAUCAGACUUACUGGUGCUUGAACUGCUCUAGCUGACGUCUUUAAUCCCUUCAGACCUGUGAGAGCUAAAGCUGAGCUGCACUGGAGAAGCAGAAGAAAAAGAAAAGGAGCUCUUCUUUUGUUAGCAUUCCCUCCUUUAACUCUGGAUAAAAUGGGUCGAAAAGAAGAAGAGGACAGCAGUGCAUGGAAGAAGCCGACAGAAAAUAUUCGAGAAAUUUUUGAAUUCAUGGAGGUGCUAGGAUCGGGAGCCUUUUCAGAAGUAUACUUAGUGAAAGAAAGACACACUGGAAAGCUCUUUGCAAUGAAGUGUGUAAAAAAGUCUCAGAAUAUUAGAGAUACUAACCUAGAAAAUGAAAUUGCGGUUCUUAAAAGAAUAAAACACGAGAACAUUGUGGCACUGGAAGACAUUUAUGAGAGCCCGACUCAUUUCUACUUGCUCAUGGAAGUGGUAUCUGGAGGGGAACUUUUUGACAGAAUACUAGAGCGUGGAGUAUACACAGAAAAGGAUGCAAGCAUUGUCAUUAAUCAAGUUCUUAAAGCUGUCAAGUAUCUGCAUGAAAAUGGAAUUGUACACCGAGACUUAAAGCCUGAAAACCUGCUAUACCUCACUCCGCAUGAAGAUUCUAAAAUUAUGAUCACAGACUUUGGUCUGUCCAAAAUGGAAGACAAUGGCAUCAUGUCUACUGCAUGUGGAACACCGGGAUACGUUGCUCCUGAGGUCCUGGCACAGAAACCAUACAGCAAAGCUGUUGACUGCUGGUCAAUAGGAGUCAUUACCUACAUUCUACUCUGUGGUUACCCUCCUUUUUAUGAAGAUACUGAAUCUCAGCUGUUUGCAAGAAUUACAGAAGGAAAAUAUGAAUUUGACUCACCAUUCUGGGAUGACAUCUCUGAAUCAGCAAAGGAUUUUAUUCGAUGUUUAUUAGAAAAAGAUCCGGAUAAGAGAUAUACCUGUGAGCAGGCUCUACAACACCCCUGGAUUGCAGGAAACACUGCCCUGCAUCAUGACAUCUACAGAUCCAUCAGCAUGCAGCUACAGAGGAAUUUUGCAAGGAACAAAUGGAGAAAAGUCUUCAACGCUGCUGCCGUUGUCCAUCGAAUGAAAAAGCUCCACAUGACAGCCAGCUGCAACGCUGAACACAGAAGAGCUCUUCCUUCAAUUAAAAUAUCAGAAGCCUCAAGACCUAGUACCCCAAAUAAGGUCCUACACUUAUCUACCAGCCCAGACCAAAAAAAUGACAGAUUAACACCCAGAUCAGUCAGCGAAGAACAUCUGAAAACCCCUAUCAACAACAACUGCAGAAUUCACCAAGCCAAUGAAGCUAACAACACAUUAAAUAACUCAACAAAGACCAACACAGAACAACAAGCAAAGGCACCAAAAACAGAAAAUGGCAACUCUGCAAACAGGAGCUGUUCUUCUGUUAAAAGGGACAAAAAGCAAAGAUCACACAUAGAGGCAGCACUACUUAAUGGAACAGUCAAAGAACAAUCCUUUGCUCCAACAGUUAUUGUCCCAGUGAAGGGCUCUGCUCAUGGUCACUGUGGACCAGUGCAAACUGGGGUUUGUUUAGUCAUGUGACUUCAAUGCCUGAAGACUUCCUUGCUAAUACUUUGUGAUGAGAGCAGGUGAAUUUUACACUUUUAUUCUGUAGCUAGACAUCUGGUGUCAAAACAUAUCAGAGCAAGUUGGCAGUCUGAAGACUGAAGUGCAGGAAGCGAUCUGCUCUGACCCAUCGCAGCUUUAUUUCAAAUGACUGUACAUUUACUUGGAACUCAUAAGUGAAGUAAUCUGACAACAUCAUUCAUUUAAAAGAUGCUGCUUUGGAAAGCCAUUGUAUUGCACUGAGAUGAGGCACUUUUGAAAAGGCUGGAUUCACAUUCAUUCAUUUACAUGUGCAUAUUAUUAACUUACAAUGACGAAGAAAGGUGUCAGGAUGUAAUAUGCAACUGCAGUGAAAGCCAGUGAAAAGAUUUGGUGUAAAAGAAAUAUCAUCAAUCCUGUUGUGUAAUCUAAAGAUACUUUAAAUGAUCAGUUUGUAAAUUAUCUUUACUAAGUGAUGAUUCAUUCUAUGAGCUGCAUAAUUCAUGUUAUAAGCUUAUUAUUUAAAUCCAUUGUUCUGGUUUGUGGUAUUAGUUUUGAAGAUUGGUCCUAUAUAUUUGUGUAAUAUAUGCCAUACUUUUGCUUAUAGCUGUUCUAAUAUUUUAGAUGUUGGAAUCUCUUUGAUCUUAUACCUGAAGUGGUUUCUUUUCAUAGAACUACUCUGGCAAAAGAGAUUUACAUAUUUUUGUUACCGAUUGGCUACAUUUGUAAUAUAUGUAAGGCAUUAUUAUCAGGUGCAAGGUAAAAUUCAUUGUUUUCAACUGAAUAAAAUUAAACUGUAUUUUUUUAAAGUGCAGCUUCAGUUGUUACAUCAGUUUCAGAGUUUUGAACUAAUAAUGCUUAGGUAUAUCAAGUGCAACUGAAUACCUGUUUUAAUGAAAUGAAGCUCAGACAUUCACUCAUGACUACUCCAGCCCUGCCUUAAAUAUAGUCAUGCUCUCUUUGGGGCUUCUCUUGAGGCAGCCAGUAUCAUUGGUAGUAGAAGCUAGCUCCUUACACCACUCUCUCAUCAAUAAAAAAACAAUUUU
Molecule: messenger RNA, 2644 nt
Organism: Protopterus annectens (West African lungfish)
Lineage: Eukaryota; Metazoa; Chordata; Ceratodontiformes; Protopteridae
Gene: CAMK1G
Product: calcium/calmodulin dependent protein kinase IG
Exons: 13
Coding region: 165-1595 (476 amino acids)
Biological process (GO): peptidyl-serine phosphorylation
Cellular component (GO): intracellular anatomical structure
Molecular function (GO): ATP binding; calcium/calmodulin-dependent protein kinase activity; calmodulin binding
Source: RefSeq, a predicted model, not a curated record